Linum tenue is the source of this 444-nucleotide messenger RNA. Lineage: Eukaryota; Viridiplantae; Streptophyta; Magnoliopsida; Malpighiales; Linaceae. The record is from the annotation of a GenBank genome assembly.
AGCUUGCUGGUCCUCUUUUAAGGAACUUCAGGACAACGUCAAACAAGAAAGAAUUAAUGGAGGUCUCUUCUUGUUACAGCAACAACGACAGGGUUCUCGUACCACACCCAAAAACAGUUGCCUGUCACCAAGAGAACGGUCCCCAUAAACAGAUGAAGUUAUUAUCUCUUUUUGAGUUUUUCCACACAGCUAAUCAUUGCUACUCCGGUCACCUAAGGAAGCUUCUGUGGAAAAACCCUUCAGCACAAUUCAGAAGGGGACAGCUUUAGGUUUUGCCCAAUGCAUGCACUCUGAUGGCGGAUAGAUUGUCAAGUGACAAUCUAGAAACUGGUCCUGGAAAAAGCUUUUGAGUGGCUGGAGAGGAAUUACGACUACCGAACACCACAACACGAGAGCUUGCAGAAAUCAGUUUCCUGAUUGAAUGUGCACCCUCGGUGCUUCCAU